This is a messenger RNA of Leptidea sinapis, 843 nucleotides long. RefSeq lists its product as uncharacterized. The record is from RefSeq and is a predicted model, not a curated record. Bases 82 to 666 code for a protein of 194 amino acids. The transcript is spliced from 2 exons. Lineage: Eukaryota; Metazoa; Arthropoda; Insecta; Lepidoptera; Pieridae.
UUCAGAAAUCAAUUACAAAGCAAGACGUAAGAGUAUUGUAAUAGCAAAUGGACAGGUGUUAAUAACAAGCAACUGAAAGAAAUGAACGUUCAAAAACAUGAAAAGCCAUCUCGUGCAAUAAUGAGAAAUAUAAAAUAUCUGGUGAUCGUGCUGAGUCUACUUUUGAGGCUUACAAAUUCAUCAAUUACUGGAAUAACAUACAUGGAUGACUCUGAUUUUAGACAAAAAUAUAGAAAUGUUUACGAAUGCGAUCCUUUAUACUGGCACCCGUUGCAUCUGCCUGACCAUUGUCUCGAGAUGUUUGAGAACUUAAUACGUUCAGGACCUACGCCUCCUUAUACCAUUGUUAAAGAAAGGGGAGCGUCAGUCUCAAACUUUUAUACACAUAAUAAUUAUUACUAUAACAGUGGUAUAUCUUCAACUUCAGGGUUAUUGUAUGCUCUAAACGACGAGUUAUUUACAUUUGAAAAACCCAAGAAGUCAUAUUCACCUUUUGACAAAUUGUUUAAACAAUUGCGAAGCGACAUUGAGCAACUCCCAAGCGGGCCGAAGAUAAGUUUCAUACCAAAUUUAGGACCAGCAGCUUUGUAUCGACAACCAAUUUCUUACAAGAGCGAAAACAUGAUAAAGAAACUUGCAAAAUUAUAUGCAAAUAGUGCACAAUAGCCGUAGCUAUUAAUCACAAUGCUAGCCGAAGGAAAAAUAGGUUUUCAUGAGUUUGUAUUAUCUUAAUCUUAUCUUAAUUUGUAUUAUUAUCAUUUAUGGAGAUUAUUUUAUCGAAACGCAGAAGGUAUGGCUUACUGAGAGAGAAGAAACGGAGCACUAAUCUGAUCCAAUUAAAUA